Saccharomycopsis crataegensis is the source of this 1299-nucleotide messenger RNA. Its product is annotated as transcription factor TFIIE subunit TFA1. Bases 1 to 1299 code for a protein of 432 amino acids. Gene Ontology annotation, biological process: transcription open complex formation at RNA polymerase II promoter; transcription initiation at RNA polymerase II promoter. The transcript has a single exon. The record is from RefSeq and is a predicted model, not a curated record. NCBI's taxonomy places the organism in Eukaryota, Fungi, Ascomycota, Saccharomycetes, Ascoideales, Saccharomycopsidaceae. Gene Ontology annotation, cellular component: transcription factor TFIIE complex.
AUGUCUAUGAGCCAAGAGGAAGCAAUAAACUCUUUGAUUCGAAUUACUGGAAGAGGGUUUUAUGAUACUGGUUCUGUACUUGUGCUAGAAGCACUUUUAUGGCAUAAAGUAUUGUCCGAAGAUGAUUUACGACAAUUGUUGAAUAUACAACCCAAGGACCUACGAGUGGUCUGUUCCAAGUUAAUGGAGGAUAGAUUAAUAAAGGAGUAUAAACAAAGAGAGCCUAUUGGGACCCAUAACAAGGAGAAGGAAAAAGAAAGAGAGAGAGAAAGAGAGGAGAGGGAAAAGGAAAGAGAGAAAAGUAAAACUGACGACAGCAAAGAUGGUGGAGAUAAGGAAGGAGGAGGAUCCAGAUUUUCCUUCCAAAGACAUAUAACCAGAACUUAUUAUUUUAUACAAUAUUCUUUAGCGAUCGAUUCGAUCAAAUGGAAAGUUGAUUCCAUCGUGAGAGCAGUGGAUAGUGACUUGAAUAAGGUAAAUGAGAAGGGAUUUGUCUGCCCUAUGUGCAAAAAGAAGUUCACAGAACUUGACAUUCAGAGUUUAUUCAAUGAUGAUUUCACUGCCGCCUAUUGUAAUAUUUGCAAUACACCACUCAUCGAGGAUGAUUUCUCAGAACAAUUUAGAGCAAAGCACCAGAAAUCCAUCAAAUUGAAAGGUCAGCUAGACCCAAUAUUACAAUGGUUGAAGAAGAUAGAUGAUAUUCAAUUUCUCGAGGACAAUAAUAUUGAAACCUGCUUUCUUACAAGAGUUCCUGCCAGCGAUACCAGUCUUGCAGUAUACACGAAGAUCGACAAGACGGGGGUUAUGUUCGAUACGAAUUCGUACAGCUCCGCAACCAAUAAACCUAAGAAUCAAUUUGAAUCUGCGACAAUUAAGGUCAAUAUUGCUGGUGAUAAUGAGGAAGAAGCCCGGAAGCAAGAAGAGAGAGUAAAGAUGAAACAGGAUAAGGCCGAACAGAAUGCAUUACCAAGCUGGUACCAAGAAUCGACUGUCGGUAAACAAUCUUUGGGUAAAUUGGAUGGUGAUAAUGCUACGCAGAGACAGGAUGAAGGAAGUGCUUCAACAACAUCAAAUGGUGCGGAGGACGACAAGCCAGAAAACACAGUUAACAAGCAAUCUGAUUCUUUUGCAGCUGACACAUUAAGUGGAAAUAAUAACACCGCCACUAAAACCCAAGAGGCAGAUGAACUAACAGCAUAUUAUGAGAGGUUGAAAGCACAGAAGGAGCAGGAAGAAGAAGAAGAUGAUGAUGAUGAGGAUAUGGAUGAUGAAGAUUUUGAUGAUUUCGAAGACGUUUGA